GCUGUGUCUGCGCACUUUGCGAUCUGCUCUCCACUCUCCAGCCAGUCUGAGCCAGUCCAGCCGCUCCUCCAAGGGGCAUGGCGACUGCAUGCAUGUUCUGUCUUGUUGGUGCAUGCAAAAAUCCGGAAAAAUCAUAUUUUUAUGCACCUUGCUCUCCUCUCUCCCUUCCCUACUAUUUCUUUAGUUGGCCACAUACAACACCAGCGCUCAAGAGCUCGACGCUGAUUGGGCACAGAAACCGACUCGCACCAAAAAAAAGUGAACCAAACUCCUUGGAACCAAAGGCGCUUUCCUCGGGAUACGCAGCGGAGAUCAUGAAGAUCCUGGGUGCACUUCUGUUCUAUGAAGUUUUGUGGGUCGGACACGAACUCCUGAGGAGGAUCUGGUGCGAAUUUUUUGUGGAAGAUCUGCUCAACUGCGAUGGAAUCCACUGUGGCGAAUGGGCGGGAGAGCCGGGAGAUCAGACACAACAGGAGACAGUCGGAACGGUCUCUCCAAAUCCAAAUAUGACUGUUUGCUUCCAGAUCGACAAGAUCUUGCAUUACAUUGCAGCAAUUGUUGCGAAUGCGAUUACUGGAUUCUUCUUUGCGCUUGGUCUCGCCACCUUCGAACUACUGGCCGCACUGGCCGCCAGACUUUGAGGGCCACCUGCAGUCCAGCAACACCAAUAGGCUGCAGCCAUGUCGUGGAUAAGAAGUAUUGUAAAUUUAAAAUUGUAAUUAAUGCUGAAAUGUUGUAAUAUACCGUGUACCAAAUUUCAAAUUAAAGAGAUGUUUUUGGUCUAUCUGAAGCUGCCCAUCAAUUUAAUUUCUGUC
Messenger RNA from Neocloeon triangulifer, 815 nucleotides. RefSeq lists its product as uncharacterized. Bases 78 to 641 code for a protein of 187 amino acids. The record is from RefSeq and is a predicted model, not a curated record. NCBI's taxonomy places the organism in Eukaryota, Metazoa, Arthropoda, Insecta, Ephemeroptera, Baetidae. The transcript is spliced from 2 exons.